Molecule: messenger RNA, 5682 nt
Organism: Cryphonectria parasitica EP155
Lineage: Eukaryota; Fungi; Ascomycota; Sordariomycetes; Diaporthales; Cryphonectriaceae
Gene: CHS-5
Product: family 2 glycosyltransferase
Exons: 3
Coding region: 1-5637 (1878 amino acids)
Cellular component (GO): cell periphery; cell septum; myosin complex
Molecular function (GO): cytoskeletal motor activity; ATP binding; chitin synthase activity
Source: RefSeq, a predicted model, not a curated record
AUGGCCUCUCCUCAGCUCCAGAUCGGCACCGGCGGCGCUCACACCCAGCCCUCGCUCCCCUCGCUGCCUGCCCACCUCCAAUCCGACACUCACAUCACCGCACAUCUCGCCAGUCGGUUUCAUGUGAACAUACCGACCGCCCGCCUCUCCUCCCACGCCCUCAUCUCCCUCAAUACCUAUACCUCGUCAACCAAGGGUAGCGAUGGCACGAGAGAGGGCAGCGCCAUGGCCGGUGCCGAGGACAUGGCAGACAGGGCCUACCUCAGGCUGGGGCAUCGUGCCGAGAAUCAGGCCGUUUUGUUCUUGGGUGAAUCUGGCUCCGGCAAGACGACGAUUCGAUCGCAUCUCCUGACGGCACUCCUCAAUAAGACCUCCACCCCGCUGUCCAACAAGGUCUCUAUGGCUGCCUAUGUCUUCGACACUCUGACCACGACCAAGACAGCAACGACACCGACGGCAUCCAAGGCUGGUCUCUUCUACGAGCUGCAGUACGAUACCUCGGCAUCGACCCGUCCACACCUGAUCGGUGGCAAGUUGCUCGACCACCGGCUGGAGAGAAGUCGUAUAGCCGAUGUUCCACCCGGCGAGCGGAAUUUCCACAUCCUAUACUAUUUGCUAGCUGGCACGAGCGGCGCUGAGAAGACCCAUCUCGGCCUGGACCAACCCGGGACUGGCUUGAAGCGUUGGAGGUACCUGGGCCACCCGACACAGCUGAAGGUCGGCAUCAAUGACGCCGAGGGCUUCCAGAUGUUCAAGACCGCCCUGCGGAAACUCGAGUUUCCCAGGGCUGAUGUGGCCGAGAUUUGUCAGAUUCUGGCUUGUAUCCUUCACAUCGGACAGCUCGAGUUCGAGACCUCCAACAACACCACCGCAACAGGUGACGACAGCGGGGGCUUCUCUCACGAAGGUGGAGAGACCUCCACCGUCGUGAAGAACAAGGACGUACUGGGGAUUGUGGCGGCCUUCCUGGGUGUCAGCCAGCAAGAUCUGCAGACCACCUUGGGUUACAAGACCAAGAUGAUUCACAAGGAGAGGGUCACAGUCCUGCUGGACCCCGCUGGUGCUCGAUCGAAUGCCAACGAGUUGGCCCGGACCCUGUACUCUUUGCUUGUUGCCUGGCUCAUCGAGGCCAUCAACCAGAAGAUCUGUGUCGCCGAGGAGUCCAUCGCCAAUACCAUCUCCAUUGUCGAUUUCCCGGGGUUCUCCCAGCAGUCUUCCACAAACUCCGCGUUGGAUCAGCUCUUGACCAACGCCGCGACCGAGGCGCUGUACAACCUCACGCUCAAGAACUUCUUCGACAACAAGGCUGAACUCUUGGAGACCGAGGAAGUGUCUGUGACGGCAACGAGUUACUUUGAUAAUUCCGAUGCCAACAAGGGCCUCUUGAAGCCUGGCAACGGCCUGCUCAGCAUUCUCGAUGACCAAACCCGCCGCCACCGCACUGAUAUGCAGCUGCUGGAGAGCCUGAGGAAGCGGUUCGAGAACAAGAACCCCGCCAUCUCGGUCAGCUCUGCAACCGCCAAGCUGCCGGGCAGCAACUUCUACACCGAGAACACAGCUGCGACCUUCACUGUCCGGCAUUUUGCAGGGGAGGUCGAGUAUCCCGUCAAGGGCCUGGUGGAGGAGAAUGGUGAGGUCAUCUCCGGUGACCUCCUCAACCUCAUCAACUCGACCAAGAGUGAGUUUGUUGCUCGCCUGUUUGGACAGGAGGCCCUGCAGACUGUGGUCCACCCCCACGAGAAGACAACCGUCAUGCAGGCGACCGUCAGCUCCAAGCCUAUGCGUGCGCCGAGUGUCAUGUCGAGGAAGGGUCGCCCGCGUCCGCGUCUCGGCGGCUCUCGGCGUGAGGCCUCGGAGAAGCCUGACGAGGACGGCAGUGAGCAUAAGCGCAGCCUUCGCCAUAGCGAGCAGGGUGCUUCUGGGCAGUUCUUGUCUGCCCUCGAGAAUGUCACCAAGUCCGUCACUGCGCCUGGCACCAACCUGUACUUCGUCUUUUGCCUGAAGCCCAACGAUAGGCGCAUCGCCAACCAGUUCGACAGUAAAUGCGUCCGGACACAAGUGCAGACCUUUGGGAUUGCUGAGAUCAGCCAACGCCUCCGCUCUGCAGACUUCAGCAUCUUCUUGCCCUUUGCUGAGUUUCUCGGCAUGGCCGACGCUGACACCAUCCUCGUCGGCAGUGAGCGGGAGAAGGUCGAGCUUGCCGUCGAGGAGAGGCGCUGGCCGAGCAACGAGGUGCUGCUCGGCUCCACCGGAGUGUUCCUCAGCGAACGUUGUUGGUUGGAGGUGUGCAACCUGGUCGAGGCUGACUCUACUCGGCUCGGCCUGCCCUCUGAUAAUAGCGAGUCCCUCACCCCGGGUAUGAGUCCGGGCGAUCCAUUUGCUGCCUCGAAGGAACGGUUGCUUUCUGCGAGCAACACCCCUGGGUAUCAAGACAAGCACAAGUCGGGUUACUUUGGCAGCAACGAGAUCGAUGCUCGAUCGGAAGCGGGCGCGUCUGCUUUCGGAAACGGCGACAUGUUCAAGAACCUCGAAACCCGCGAGGAAAUGGCGCAGAGGAGCAAUGAAAAGAACAUGGAGGAAGUCGAGGAGUUUAGGGACAGCGGCAGCCGAAGACGGUGGAUGUUUUUCGUCAUGUUGCUGACCUGGAUGGUCCCCGAUUUCCUCAUCCGUGUCCUCGGUCGCAUGCCCCGAAAAGAUGUCCGGCAAGCCUGGAGGGAGAAGCUGGCCAUUAACAUGAUUAUCUGGUUCAGCUGCUGCGUGGCCGUAUUCUUCAUUAUUGGUCUGCCCUUGGUCAUCUGCCCCAAGCAGUACGUCUACAGCGCCUCGGAACUCACUGAGUACAACAGCAAAGAAGGAAAGGGUGCCUAUGUCGCGAUUCGCGGCAUCGUCCUUGACCUGAACUCGUUCAUGCCCAAUCACUACCCCAACAGCGACAUGAUCUCAGACACGACCAUGAAGAAGAUGGCCGGAGAGGAUAUCAGCAGCUUGUUCCCCGUCCAGGUGUCGGCCAUGUGUCAAGGUACAAGCAGCGCAGGUGUCAACGAGGCCGUGACGCUACUGGUCACUCCGGAUAACAGCACAUCGACCGACAUAAGACUGCUGUACUCCAAGUAUCACGACUUCCGCUACUUCAGGAACGAUAGCCGGCCUGAUUGGUUCUCGGAACAGAUGGAGUAUCUCCGGUCGAAUUACAAGAAGGGCAACAUUGGUUACACGGCGACAUACGUCAAGAAGAUGGCUACUGAGGGCAGCUCAGUCGCCAUUAUCAACGACCGCAUCUACGACAUGUCUGACUACAUUGCUGGCGGGCGCACCCUGAGGGCACCUCCUGGCGUCUCACCACCAACCGACACGAGCCUCCUCGACUUCAUGGACAACCUUGUUGUGCAGCUGUUUCAGCAAAAGGCUGGAGAAGAUGUCACCAAGAUGUGGAACGCCCUGGCCUUUGACACGGAGAUGAGACAACGCCAGAAGCUGUGCUUGGACAAUCUCUACUACAUUGGCGAUGUCGACACGAGGAACUCGGUCAAGUGUCAAUUCGCCGAUUAUCUGAUUCUUGCCGUCUCCGUCCUUCUCUGUGCCGUUAUCGGCUUCAAGUUCUUCGCCGCCCUGCAAUUCGGAGGCGGUGGUAUCCCUGACAACCUGGACAAGUUCAUCAUCUGCCAGAUCCCCGCCUACACAGAAGACGAGGACUCGCUCCGCCGUGCCAUCGACUCUGCCGCCCGUAUGAAAUACGACGACAAGCGGAAGCUGCUGGCCGUCAUCUGCGACGGUAUGAUUAUUGGACAGGGCAACGACAGGCCUACACCGCGAAUCGUGUUGGACAUCCUUGGUGUGUCGGAGAGUGUCGACCCCGAACCCCUAAGCUUCGAGUCUCUGGGUGAGGGUCUCAAGCAACACAACAUGGGCAAGGUUUAUUCGGGUCUGUACGAGGUGCAGGGCCACAUCGUCCCCUUUCUGGUCAUCGUCAAGGUUGGCAAGCCAUCUGAGGUUUCUCGUCCUGGCAAUCGUGGCAAGCGAGACUCGCAGAUGGUCCUCAUGCGCUUCCUCAACCGCGUUCACUACAACCUGGCGAUGAGCCCCAUGGAGCUGGAAAUGUACCAUCAGAUUCGGAACAUCAUCGGAGUAAACCCAACCUUCUACGAAUAUCUGCUGCAGAUGGAUGCAGACACCGUCGUGGCGCCUGACUCUGCGGGCCGUUUCGUUUCUGCUUUCCUGGACGAUAUGCACCUCAUUGCGGUGUGUGGCGAGACAGCCCUCACCAAUGCCAAGGGCUCCUUCGUCACCAUGAUUCAGGUGUAUGAGUACUAUAUCUCGCACAACCUGGUCAAGGCUUUUGAAAGCUUGUUCGGCUCUGUCACUUGUUUGCCCGGUUGUUUCACCAUGUACCGCAUCCGCGCCGCUGAGACCGGAAAGCCGCUGUUCGUCAGCAAGGAGGUGGUCGAGGCGUACUCUACCAUUCGUGUUGACACGCUGCACAUGAAGAACCUUUUGCACCUGGGUGAGGAUCGGUACCUCACGACGCUGCUCCUCAAGCAUCACUCCAGGUUCAAGACCAAGUACAACAUGAAGGCGCACGCCUGGACGAUUGCCCCCGAUUCAUGGGCUGUGUUCCUGUCCCAGAGACGUCGCUGGAUCAACUCAACAGUACACAACCUCGUGGAGCUUAUCCCCUUGAACCAGCUCUGCGGUUUCUGCUGCUUCAGCAUGCGUUUUGUCGUCUUCAUGGACCUCUUGACCACGGUCGUGCAGCCAGUGACCAUCGCUUACUUUGUAUACCUGAUUGUGCUCGUCGUGACCAAAUCCACGGUCGUGGGCACAACGGCCUUCAUUAUGCUGGGUGCCAUCUACGGUCUGCAAGCCAUCAUCUUCAUUGUCCGCCGCAAGUGGGAGAUGAUUGGCUGGAUGCUUCUGUACAUCUGCGCCGUGCCCGUGUACUCGUUCGGUCUGCCGCUGUACUCGUUCUGGCACAUGGACGACUUCAACUGGGGUAACACGCGUGUCGUCGCCGGCGAGAAGGGCAAGAAGGUUGUCAUCUCGGACGAGGGCAAAUUCGAUCCGGCCUCCAUCCCCCGGAAGAAGUGGGAAGAGUACCAGGCCGAGCUCUGGGACGCCCAGACCGCCCGCGACGACGCCCGCUCCGAGAUCUCCGGCUACAGCUACGGUACCAAGGCUGGUCCCAAUGUCGGCGUCUCCGAGUACGGCUGGGGCGGCUUCCCGCCCUCUCGCCCUGGUUCUGUCGUCGGCUACCCUCACAGUCCGUACAACAACGGCUCCGGUGACCUCCACACGCCGCUGGCAGGCACCCAGAGCCGUCUCAGCUUUGCGGCCAGCGACAUGCUCGGCGGCGGCGGCGGCGGCGGCGGCGCCAACAUGGCUAGCCGCACGAGCCAGUUCGGCGGCAGUCAGUUCUUUGGCAGCAGCCAGAACGAGCUUGAGAUGAGCAACCUCGCCGGUAUGCCGAGCGAUGACGCGCUGCUGGCCGAGAUCCGCGAGAUCCUGCGCACAGCAGACCUGAUGACUGUCACGAAGAAGGGUGUCAAGCAGGAGCUCGAGAGGAGAUUUGGCGUCCCGCUUGAUGCUAGGAGGGCGUACAUCAAUUCUGCCACGGAGGCAUGCUUGUCUGGUCAACUGUGAACGCACCCUAUUUUGGGACAUGCUGCUUUGGAUAUGACAUGAAAU